GAUACACAUUACACAAACAUGGUGUGAGUGACUGACAAACACUUGAUCCAACAGAGAUACUCUCACUUGAGUUGCCUCCUCCGAUCUACAUACCUAAGCUGGCCCCUCAUCACUAUUUUAAACUUCUACUCUGUUCAAGCCCUCAGCCCAACAGUCCCAAGAGAAAUCUCGGUCUUCCCCUCUUUCUUUCAUUGUAAAAGUAUACCCAUGUACAGAUAAAGCACCAGACUUUCUCCCCCCCUAACUCUCAAGUCUCAAAUCAAAAGGAGCAAUCUCUACAAAGAGAAAACAGAAAUGAGUCUCAGAAAUCUGAAGGAAUUGACCAUUAUUGCCAAAGAAGCAUUCAGCAAGAUGUUCUUGGUAGCCAAAACUCUAUGCUUUCUACAUGUCACCAACACCCAUGUCUUCACUGUUGCUUCUCUCUAUGGACCAAGUAUGCUCCCUACCUUUAAUCUUACUGGUGAUUGGGCAUUGGCUGAGAGGUUUUCACACAAGCUUGGCAAAGUGGGGGCUGGAGAUAUUGUUAUUUUAAAAUCACCUGUGGAGCCAAGAAAAAUUAUGACUAAAAGAGUUAUGGGUGUUGAGGGUGAUUCUGUUACUUACGUUGUUGAACCCAAAAACAGUGAUAGAACUGAGACUAUUGUGGUUCCUAAGGGGCAUAUUUGGGUAGAGGGAGAUAACAUAUACAACAGCAAGGAUUCAAGAAACUUUGGAGCAGUUCCUUAUGGCCUUCUUCGAGGGAAAAUGCUUUGGAAGCCAUCUAAGGUGAAGCACCAUCUACUCCCAAGAGUGAUUGACAUGGCAGCCCAAGCAGGAGAUACAGGGUAGUUCAGUUUUUGCUAAGCAUGAUGUGACAUUGGUUACAGCCUAUAUGCUGCAUGACAACAAGUCAUUCCUAGACCGUCUCAGUAAUCUUCACAAAGAAAUUUAGGUUUUAUUAUGACUUAAAUGGUGUUGAACUGUGGAGAAAAAUGCAUUAUAUCAAACCAUGGUUGAAUUUAUCGUUUUCUAGCCUGACCUUCUCAAGCAGUCCGCCCUAGGCAAUAGGCAUUGUGAUGUAAACAGUAUGCAGUACUUGAUAUCUAGUGAAAUCAUCAGGGUGAACUCUGGAUUAAGAUAAAUUCAUCCUUAACUAGUUGCAAUAACGAA
Molecule: messenger RNA, 1149 nt
Organism: Populus euphratica (Euphrates poplar)
Lineage: Eukaryota; Viridiplantae; Streptophyta; Magnoliopsida; Malpighiales; Salicaceae
Product: mitochondrial inner membrane protease subunit 1-like
Exons: 4
Coding region: 295-828 (177 amino acids)
Cellular component (GO): mitochondrial inner membrane peptidase complex; membrane
Molecular function (GO): serine-type endopeptidase activity
Source: RefSeq, a predicted model, not a curated record